This is a messenger RNA of Haliotis rubra (blacklip abalone), 3274 nucleotides long. Its product is annotated as WD40 repeat-containing protein SMU1-like. The record is from RefSeq and is a predicted model, not a curated record. Gene Ontology annotation, biological process: mRNA splicing, via spliceosome. The transcript is spliced from 12 exons. Gene Ontology annotation, cellular component: precatalytic spliceosome. NCBI's taxonomy places the organism in Eukaryota, Metazoa, Mollusca, Gastropoda, Lepetellida, Haliotidae. Bases 43 to 1476 code for a protein of 477 amino acids. Gene Ontology annotation, molecular function: protein binding.
ACUUCCGAGAUGCAACGCGUUUGUUCGAGAUCGUGAAGAAACAUGGCGGUGGAAAUCGAGUCAGCAGAUGUUGUGAGGCUCAUUGAGCAAUACCUGAAAGAAAACAACCUCCUAAGAACUCUCUCCAUACUUCAGGAGGAGAGUGGGAUCUCACUGAACACAGUAGACUCUGUGGACAGUUUCGUGAGUGACAUCAACAGUGGUCACUGGGACACUGUCCUGCAGGCUAUACAGACACUCAAGCUGCCAGACAAUAAGCUGAUAGAGUUGUAUGAACAGAUUGUCUUGGAGCUGAUUGAGUUGCGUGAGCUGGGAGCUGCGAGGUCGCUGCUCCGUCAGACCGACCCUAUGAUCAUGUUGAAACACAACCAGCCUGACAGAUACAUCCAUCUGGAGAACAUGUUGUCCCGGUCCUACUUCGACCCCAGGGAGGCUUAUCCAGAGGGCCAAACUAAAGAAAAGCGCCGUAAUGCCAUUGCCACAGCUCUCGCCGGUGAGGUGAACGUGGUGCCACCCUCCCGUCUCCUGGCACUGCUGGGUCAGGCGCUCAAGUGGCAGCAGCACCAGGGUCUUCUGCCUCCAGGUACAACCAUUGAUGUGUUCCGAGGCAAGGCUGCAGUCAAGGAACAGGAGGAGGAGAAGUAUCCCACACAGCUCAGCAAGACAAUCAAGUUCGGUCAGAAGGCCCAUGUGGAGUGUGCAAGGUUUUCCCCCGAUGGCCAGUACCUGGUCACUGGGUCAGUGGACGGCUUUAUAGAGGUGUGGAACUUCACCACCGGCAAGAUCAGGAAGGAUCUGAGAUAUCAAGCACAGGAUAACUUCAUGAUGAUGGACGAUGCUGUGUUAUGUAUGAGCUUCAGCCGAGACUCUGAGAUGCUGGCUACAGGGGCCCAGGAUGGGAAGAUAAAGGUGAGUCAGUAUCUCUGUCAAGUACAUGGUCUGAAAUCAGGUAAAACACUCAAGGAGUUUAGAAGCCACACGUCCUUUGUUAACGAUGCAGUGUUCACACAAGAUGGCCAUCACAUCAUCAGUCCAAGUUCAGACGGUACAGUCAAAGUGUGGAAUGUCAAGUCAACCGAGUGUCAGAGCACCUUCAAGUCCCUCGGGGGUACAACCGGUACAGACAUCACCGUGCACAGCGUUCACCCACUACCCCGUAACGUGGAGCAGUUCAUCGUGUGUAACCGAUCCAACACCGUCGUCAUCAUGAACCUCCAGGGCCAGAUUGUGCGUAGUUUCUCCAGUGGUAAGCGAGAGGGGGGAGACUUCGUGUGUGCGUCGCUGUCUCCUCACGGGGAGUGGAUCUACUGUGUUGGAGAGGAUAUGGUGCUGUACUGCUUCAGUGUAUCCACCGGAAAGCUGGAGAGAACUCUCACAGUUCAUGAAAAGGAUGUGAUUGGCAUCUGUCAUCAUCCCCACCAAAACUUGAUAUCAACAUAUUCCGAGGAUGGACUUCUGAAAAUGUGGAAGCCUUGACAGAAGUGUCAAUGUGUCUGUUCUUCUGUUUUGAGAUUUCCUGGUUCAGCGACACCUUACAUGAACUGUGGCUAGCUGAUUGGACGUUACAGUGAAAUGUCCAUCUGUUGGACAGUGCCUGUCAUUGCUGCUAAGAAGCUGUUUUUGAAAUUUUGAAUGGAACUAUGAAUCAUAUAUCUUCACACAAAUCUUCCCUGCGUUCUGAAAAUAUGAAUUAUUAUUACUAUUGUUUUUGUGAUUUGUUUAUUUUUCUAAAGCAUUUGUAUGGUUUGCUAAACAAAUUGUUAGAAAAUUACAGCAUGGCAGCUUGACCAAUUGUUUAAUGUAAUCUUUGUUACAAAUAAUGAUGGAAGUAUACUUGGUUAACUUAAACUAACAAGUUAACUGAUUAUUCAAAUGCUGAAAACAAUGAAAUAUGGUGCUAGGUUAGUCUGUUCCUAACUUAACUGCAAAGAGAGUAUAUAUGAAGACCAUGUGUGUAUUGAGGACAGCAGUCAGUAAACUUUUAGCAUGAUCCAGAUGUGCCAAAGUACUACUAACUAUUGCCACAUCCAUCUUAUCAUUCAUUAUCUUUAAAACUGAAGGCCUGUGGGUUUAAAAGAAUGAUUUGAGGAGUUUGGUCAGAAACAGCAGGAAGUUGUCAAGUUAAAGAUGUUUUUCUCAUAAAAAGUAAUAUAAUUAAGUGUAAAUUUUAUUUAACUAAAAUAUAAUGUACUCAGAAAACAGAUAUCACUGAAUUGUGGAAGUCACAAAUACAGUAUUUGUUAAAGUGAUCUUCUCAAUAAGGUCAGCGUAUCUCCCAGACUUCAACAGGCCCUAGUAGCGUUCCAGACUUCAACAGGCCUACGAUUGUCGUAGCAUUACGGUUGAUUGUGGUAUGGGGUUUACACCUUGUGGCCCCAAACAAGUGAUUGUUCCUCUGGUUGAGGGAAAUAAGGUUUCACUGCAUUAAACAUGAUAAAGCAUACGACUAUAUGGAUAACAACUUCUUGUUUAUUGCAUAUGGCAACAUUUCAGUGGAGAUUCUGUAGAUUCUUACACUGUUUUCAAGCUAAAAGCGAAUGACUAUCAAACAAUAAUGCAUUAAGCUUGCCUGACAAAUUGAGUCAAUAAUCAUUCAUUGUGCAUGGUGCGUCUGAUGCAGCUUACACUUCUUAUGUCUUCAUGCAACAUUAAUCAUGUGGAGAGGAUCACUACAGGGGGAUAUGGAGGCUUUAGUGGUAGGAAGAAUAUGUUACAAGGAAUUUGGAUGUGUAAAUUGAGUAUUAUCGUUUUCUGAUAUAUGAUUCCCCCAUUCCUUUACUUGGGUCAUUUCUUUGAUGAAGUUAGGAAAUAAUGACAAUGUUAUGAAUAACAACUUCUCCUACUUUUUGAGUGUCUCAAUUGUACAGUCCUUGUAUCAGUAUCAAAACAUGGCACUCGCGAAAUAAAAGAAGUUGUCCAUAAAAAUUGUCUGUUCACGUGGGUGAGAUAAUCAGCAGUUCACAGGAGGGGGUCAGUUAGUAGUGUUUUUGUGGCGAUACAUGGAUAUUUGUGGCUCCUAAAAGUACCAAUUGUAAGUGAAGGUAUUCUCCAUUAUAGAAUAUUGACUUACAGAUGACAGUAUACAUCUUUGAUUACAAAAUUAUAUUCCCACAAUCAGGCUGCCUUCUUGACAGUGGCAGGUGAUUGCCGAUCAUGGGGGACGGGGGGUUAUCUUCAGAAUGUGUACAUAAUUUGUAACUUUUAUCACCAGAUGUUUCUUGACAUCUUAACGCUUUAACCUUGACUGGACAAUAAACUACAUGUAUUGAACUGA